AUGGGUAAACAGAUGGAUAGAAGAUUUAAUAAACAACAGAGAAGACCAUUCCACAACAAAGAUAACAGAAAACCAUAUCACAAUAAUAGACACGGUGGUUCGAAUAGAGGAGGCGGUGGUGGUGGUCGUGGUAGGAGAGAUGGUGGUUUUGUCCAACAUGAAAAGAAACCCUUCCAAGUCAGAGAGAGCCUGAAGGAGGAACAAGUGGGCAUAACUCAAUAUGUUAGCGAAGGUGAAGGAUUUACGGGUGUUUUAAAAUCACGUUUCUCUGAUUUUCAUGUCAAUGAAAUUGAUUUGAAUGGAAAAGUACUGGAGUUAAAUAAUUUAGAGAUUCCAGAAGCCAAAGAAGAAACACUAAGCCCCGAAGAAGCUGAAGCUGCCAAAGAAUCAUUGAAAGAAGUCAUCACCGAUGAAGUGUGGACACAAAUAAAGAACUUAGCUGAGGCAAAAUAUGAUCCCAAUGCUACAGCCGAGGAAUCCCACGUGUAUAUCGAUGUUACUGAAUUGGACAAAGACAAACGUACCGAUGUCCAUAAAAUAAUUAAGAAAUUCUAUGAGGGUAAAUUGGUUAGCUCCACUGUGGGUGGUGACCAAAUUGGCAAGGGAGAUGAUAAGAAAUUUAUACGUGUACAGAAACCUAAAGGACGUGAUCGUAAUCGUUGGACUUUCCCCGAGGAAUACGUUCACUUUUUGGUACACAAAGAGAAUUUGGAUACCAGUGAAGUGGCCGUGGCCAUGGCCAAUAAAUUGAACUUACGACCAUCCCAGGUGAACUAUUGUGGUACCAAAGACAAACGUGCCAAAACAACACAAAAAUUCUGUAUCAAAAAACGAACACCACGACAAAUUGUUGGUGCCAUUAAAUUUUUGAAUGGUGUAAAAAUAGGAAAUUUCGAAUUCUGUAAAGAAGUUUUGAAACUGGGACAAUUGAAAGGUAAUCGUUUCCGCAUUGCUUUGAGGCAUUUAACUGGCGACAGGGAUGCGAUUGAAAAAUCUCUUCAGAACGUCAAAGAAAAUGGUUUCAUCAAUUAUUUUGGUCUACAACGUUUUGGAAAUUCAGUUGAAGUACCCACCUAUGAAGUUGGUGUAGCGUUGCUGCAGGCUGAUUAUAAAUUGGCAUGUGAAUUGAUAUUGAAACCACGUGAACAUGAUAUACCAUUCCUAAAGAAUAUACGUGAAACAUGGUGGAAGGAACGUAAUUCGAAGGCCGCGGCGGAUAUGUUCCGUACAGAUCGUUUUAUUGAAAAGAAACUGUUGGAUGGUUUGGCCCAGUAUGGUGAAAGUGAUUAUGCCACGGCAUUGAGAAAGAUUCCCCGCAAUAUGUUGCUGUUAUAUCCUCAUGCCUUCCAAAGUUUAAUUUUCAAUCAGUUGGCUUCGCGGCGCAUCAAAGAAUUUGGCCUUAAACUCAUACCGGGAGAUUUGGUAUAUCGCAACAAAGAUGAUUUAGAUGUGGAUAUAGAAGUUACCGAAGUUUUACAAGAAGAAGAUGCCGAAGAAGAAUCCGCAACUGAAGAGUCAAAAGAAAAUGAAGAAAAAGUAACAGAAAACAAAGAAACUGAGACUGAAAAUACCGACAAUUCUGAAUCCAUAUUUAAACGUAAAGUUAAACCUCUCACCGAAGAAGAUAUAAAUUCUGGAAAUUAUAACAUAUAUGAUGUAGUAUUACCCUUACCGGGACACGAUAUCACAUAUCCCAAUAAUGAAAUUGCCAAAUGGUAUGAAGAAACUUUGGCAGAAUACAAUUUAAGUUCAGAGAAGCUAAAGCACAAUGUUAAAACCUUUUCAAUGGCUGGUGCAUAUCGUAAACUUCUGAUUAAGCCCACUGAAAUGUCAUGGGAAUUCCGUUCGUAUGCAACACCAGAAGAUACUUUAAUUCUAUCCGAUUUUGAAAAAUUCAAAGGCAAAUCUUUAGACGAUCUCAAGGGAAAACGUGGAGCCGACAAUGAAAAUAAAUAUCAAGCUUUAAUAUUGGACUUUUGUUUACCCACAGCUGCCUAUGCCACAAUGAUGUUACGUGAAUUAUUAAAAUGUGAUACUUCAGCGGCGCAUCAAACGGCAAUGGAAACGGCGGCGAUGAAAGGAAGUAAUGCCGAAAAGACUGUAGAAUCUAAAGCCGAAAAGCGAAGUAUUGAUGAUGCCAACGAAAAUCAAGACGGUGCUGAUGAUGAAAAGUCUGAGAAUAAUGAAGAUGUUUCAGCUGCCAAAAUUGCCAAAACUAACGAUGAUCAAGAAAGUUAG
Musca vetustissima is the source of this 2238-nucleotide messenger RNA. RefSeq names its product pseudouridylate synthase 7 homolog (gene Pus7). The transcript is spliced from 5 exons. Gene Ontology annotation, cellular component: nucleus. The record is from RefSeq and is a predicted model, not a curated record. Gene Ontology annotation, molecular function: pseudouridine synthase activity; RNA binding. Gene Ontology annotation, biological process: pseudouridine synthesis. Bases 1 to 2238 code for a protein of 745 amino acids. Lineage: Eukaryota; Metazoa; Arthropoda; Insecta; Diptera; Muscidae.